GUGUGUGUGUGUGCAGCGCCAUAUCACCAUCACAUCUGAUGUGAGGGACACUUGGUGUGUUUCUCGGUGUUUCCUGUCCCCGGUUCUUCAGUAGAAAACCUGCACCGGAGAAAAGAGUCGACCAGCGGACGUUUGACCGGAGGACGAGCCCAGCACCGUGCAUCACAGGCCGGGUUUCAGGAAUGAGGCAUUGAGGAUUUUUACUUUUCUCUGAGACAGAAUGGAGGAAAUGAAGCCGCUGGACGAAGGCUUGUCGUUUUGCGGCGUAGGCAUCAACAUCAGUGCCUACAGCGUGAACAAAGGUGUGCUGAAGAACGGCUGCUUCGUGGACGCUCUCAACCUGGUUCCUCAUGUUUUCCUGCUCUUCUUCACCUUCCCCAUCCUCUUCAUCGGUUGGGGGAGUCAGAGCUCGAAGGUCCAGAUCCAUCACAACACGUGGCUUCAUUUCCCCGGACACAACAUGAGGUGGAUCCUCACCUUCUCGCUGCUGUUCGUCCACGUCUGCGAGUUUGCAGAGGGCAUCGUCACGACCAAGAUAAUGGAAACUAAUAACCUCCAUCUGUACAUGCCUGCAUUCAUUGGUUUUGUAGCAGCGACGACAUCAGUGGUUUAUUACCACAACAUAGAGACGUCCAACUUUCCCAAACUGCUGCUCGUUCUUUUCAUUUACUGGGUGUUGGCGUUCAUCACAAAGUCCAUUAAGCUGUGGAAGUAUGUGGAGAACGACGUCGGACUACGGCACCUGAGGUUCUGCAUCACAGCUCUGUUGGUGAUCCUGUACGGACUCCUGAUGGCCGUGGAGAUCAACGUCAUCAGAGUCAGGAAGUACGUAUUCUUCGCCAGUCCUCAGAAGGUGAAGCCGCCAGAAGAUCUGCAGGAUCUGGGCGUUCGCUUUCUGCAGCCGUUUGUCAACUUGCUCUCCAAGGCGACAUAUUGGUGGAUGAACCCUCUCAUCAUGGGAGCCCAUAAAAGGCCGAUAGAGCUGAAGAAAAUCGGGAAGCUGCCCAUCGCCAUGAGAGCGCUCACCAACUACCUGCGGCUCAAAGACGCCUACGAGGAUCAGAGGACAGCGGAGGAUCCGAAUCGAUCCCCGUCGAUCUGGCGCUCCAUGUAUCGAGCAUUCGGGCGUCCCAUCCUGCUCAGCAGCACCUUCCGCUACCUUGCCGACCUGCUGGGCUUCGCCGGGCCACUGUGCAUCUCCGGCAUCGUGAAGUACAUGGAGGCUGACAACAGCACGUCAGAACCGAUGGAAACCUACUUUGGCGUCCACUUCAUGUCUUCCGCUAAGCUGCUGCAGAACACGCCGGUCCUGGCCGUUCUUCUCUUCCUGGCGUUAAUCCUGCAGAGGACCUUCUUACAGGCCUCCUACUACGUCGCCAUAGAAACUGGCAUCAACCUGCGCGGAGCCCUGUUGGCGAUGAUUUACAACAAAAUCCUGCGUCUCUCCACCUCCAACAUGUCCAUGGGCGAGAUGACACUCGGGCAGAUCAACAACCUGGUUGCUAUAGAGACCAACCAGCUGAUGUGGUUCCUCUUCCUCUGCCCGAACCUUUGGGCCAUGCCCGUUCAGAUUGUGAUGGGAGUGGUCCUGCUCUACUAUUUAUUGGGCUGGAGCGCUCUGGUGGGAGCGUCCGUCAUAGUUCUGCUGGCUCCGAUACAAUACCUCAUAGCUACGAAGCUGGCGGACACACAAAAAAGCACACUAGAGCACUCCACCGAUCGUCUGAAGAAGACCACAGAGAUCUUGAAGGGUAUAAAGUUGCUGAAGCUGUACGCCUGGGAGAACAUCUUCUCCGACAGCGUGGAGGAGACGAGAGGCAAAGAGCUCACCAGCCUCAGGACCUUCGCUUUCUACACGUCUAUGUCCAUUUUCAUGAAUGCUGCCAUCCCCAUUGCUGCCGUUCUGGCGACGUUUGCGAUGCAUUACUUCGAGAAACAAACCUGUCCCAGUCCCUCCGAGGCCUUCGCAGCGCUGGCGUUGUUCCACAUCCUGGUCACUCCGCUCUUCCUGCUCUCCACUGUCGUCAAGUUUGCUGUGAAGGCUCUGGUCAGUGUCCAGAAGCUCGGUGAGUUUCUUCAGAGCGACGAAAUUGGAGACGACAGCUGGAGAAACGGAGACAUGCCCGUUUCCUUCGAAGCAGGAAAAAAACACCUGGGGAUGACCAAAGCCAUCAACAGGAAGGAGCCGAUGCGCUACCAGAUGGACAACUACGAGCAGCCGAGCAGGCGUCAGAUGAGGCCCUCGGAGACGGAGGAUGUGGCUGUAAAGGUGAGCAAUGGAUUCUUCACCUGGGGAAGUAACCUGUCGACGCUGUCAGACAUCGACAUCCGCAUCCCGACAGGUCAGCUGACGAUGAUUGUGGGCCAGGUGGGUUGUGGGAAAUCUUCCCUGCUGCUCGCCAUGUUGGGCGAGAUGCAGACCAUCGACGGAAGAGUCCACUGGAGCAACAAGAACAGAUACUCUGUGGCCUACGCUACCCAGAAGUCGUGGCUGCUCAACGCCACACUGGAGGACAACAUCACCUUCGGAAGCCCUUUCAGUAAACAGAGGUACAAAGCUGUAAUUGACGCCUGCUCUCUGCAGCCAGACAUCGACCUGCUGCCUUUCGGAGACCAGACUGAGAUUGGAGAGAGGGGCAUCAACCUGAGUGGAGGUCAGCGACAGAGAAUCUGUGUGGCCAGAGCUCUCUACCAGAACACCAACAUUGUCUUCUUGGACGAUCCCUUCUCAGCGUUGGACAUCCACCUCAGUGAUCACCUGAUGCAGGAAGGAAUCCUCAAGUUCCUGCAGGACGAUAAACGGACCGUCGUCCUGGUCACUCAUAAACUGCAGUAUCUUAUACACGCAGACUGGAUCAUAGCGAUGAAGGACGGCUCCAUCCUGAGGGAGGGAACCCUGAAGGACAUUCAGACUCAUGAUGUUGAGCUGUACGAUCACUGGAAAACUCUGAUGAACAGACAAGACCACGAGCUGGAGAAGGACAUUCAGCAGGACAGUCAAACAACCCUGGAGAGGAAAACUCUGAGAAGAGCUUUCUACUCCAGAGAAGCCAAGAACCAGAUGGAUGACGAGGACGAAGAGGAGGAAGAGGAGGAAGAAGACGACGACGACAUGUCUACGACCACAAACAGACGAUCUAAAAUCCCGUGGAGGGUGUGCUGGUGUUACCUGUCCUCUGGUGGUUUCUUCAUGGUCUUCCUCAUGGUGUCCUCCAAGCUCCUCAAACACUCCGUCAUUGUCGCCGUUGACUGCUGGUUGGCCUUGUGGACGUCCAAUCAGAGCUUCUCCAGCAACAUCUCGUACAAUGGAACGAGCUCGGCCGUGAAUAUCAGCGGAAACUUCACCCUCUCCGGGGAUACUCUGGAGAAGGACUCCUACUAUCUGUUAGUGUUCAUUAUCCUGUGUGCAGCUGGAAUCACACUGUGCCUCAUCACCUCCCUCACUGUGGAGUUUCUGGGUGUUUCUGCAGCCACCAACCUGCACCACAACCUGCUCAACAAGAUCAUCCACGCUCCCAUCAGGUUCUUCGACAUCACUCCUCUGGGGCAGAUCCUCAACAGGUUCUCGGCGGAUACCAACAUCAUUGAUCAGCACAUCCCUCCCACACUGGAGUCGUUGACCAGAUCCACGCUGCUCUGUUUGUCGGCCAUCGGGGUCAUAUCCUUCAUCGCUCCUGUCUUUCUGUUCCCCUUGGUUCCUCUGGCCAUCGCCUUCUACUUCAUCCAGAAGUACUUCAGAGUGGCGUCCAAGGACCUCCAGGACCUCGACGACUCCACACAGCUUCCUCUGCUCUGUCACUUCUCCGAGACGGCUGAAGGUCUCACCAUAAUCAGAGCGUUCAGACAUGAGGCUCGUUUUAAACAGCGAAUGCUGGAGCUGACGGACACCAACAACACAGCCUACCUGUUUCUGUCGGCCGCAAACCGCUGGCUGGAAGUCCGAACGGACUACCUCGGAGCAGUGAUCGUGCUGGCGGCAGCGGGAGCGUCCAUAUGGAGUUCACUUGAGGAAGGCAUGGUGGGACUCGCACUCACGUACGCCCUCACCGUCACCAACUACCUGAACUGGGUCGUGAGGAACCUGGCGGACCUCGAGGUGCAGAUGUCGGCGGUGAAGAAGGUCAACAGCUUCCUCAGCACAGAGUCGGAGAACUACGAGGGGUCGAUGGACACGUCUCAGGUGCCCGAGAACUGGCCCCACAACGGUGAGAUCAAGAUCCAGAACCUGUGUGUGCGCUACGAUCCCAUGCUCAAGCCAGUGCUCAAACACGUCAACGCCUACAUCGAACCAGGCCAGAAGGUGGGGAUCUGCGGCCGCACCGGCAGCGGGAAGUCCUCUCUGUCGCUGGCCUUUUUCAACAUGGUGGACAUUUUUGAUGGAAAGAUCGUCAUCGACGGGAUCGACAUCUGUAAACUUCCUCUGCCGACUCUCAGGUCGAGACUCUCCAUCAUCCUCCAGGAUCCUGUGUUGUUCAGUGGAUCAAUAAGGUUCAAUCUGGAUCCCGAGAGGAAGUGCACCGAUGACCGACUCUGGGAGGCGCUAGAGAUCGCCCAGCUGAAGAACAUGGUGAAGGCUCUGCCUGGAGGACUAGAUGCCGUCGUGACAGAGGGAGGUGAGAACUUCAGCGUCGGUCAGAGGCAGCUCUUCUGUUUGGCUCGAGCCUUCGUCCGGAAGAGCAGCAUCCUCAUCAUGGACGAAGCAACAGCAUCUAUCGACAUGGCAACGGAGAACAUUUUACAGAAAGUGGUGAUGACGGCGUUUGCCGACCGAACAGUCGUAACGAUCGCACACCGCGUCCAAACCAUCCUGACGGCCGAUCUGGUCAUCGUGAUGAAGCGAGGGAACAUUCUGGAGUACGACAAACCCGAGACUCUUCUGGAGCAGGAGGACGGGUUGUUCACCUCGUUCGUCAAAGCCGACUUGUAGACACACAAACAGUCGGCGUCCAGAUCAGUUGGUUGAACUUCUCAUUAAAAAAAAAGAAAUUAAAAUAUUUUUUACAAGUUCGAUGAACUUCUGUGACGGUAAAACACGACAGGGAAGCCAACAACAACAACGGCUGACGUCGGAGGUCACUGCCUUCUAUCACGAUCAUCUGCUCCAUCGGCUGAUUUAUCCUGUUCUCACAUCGACGCUUGAAGAAAUUAGCUGAAGCACUUAAACUUUUUUCACUGAAUUAAACGACAGAGAGAUUUAAUGCUCUUGGAUAAGAAACUUUUUUAUCUGCCAGAGUUAAAACAGAAACGUGAAAGAUCAAAAGAAGUGGCUCCAUGUGAGGAAAACACUUUGACAUGAAAUAUUUCCUCCAGUUUUAGGAAAUUACUUUAAAGUUCAAACUAAGAAGCUCGGAGAUUUCAGACUAACUCUUUUGUACCUUUUGGUGUUUUUGCAUUUUUGUGGACAGAAAGAAAAACGUCUCCUCGUCCAGCACAUCAUCACGAUAGAAAUGAUUUUCUAGCGAUGAGAUUUCUCUCCAGGUUUUUAUGAAAUCUUUUUAAACUUCACAGCUGAUUCAAUAGUUUUAGUUUGAACUUUUAAAUCCUGUGAAAAUCAAUUUUUUCUGACUCGAGUCUUUAAUAAGUUCUUUUUAAAUCACGCACCACACGUAUCAGUUUACACUUUAUCACUUAUAUAAUGCAACAAUAAGGAAAUAAGAAGUUUAUAUCGAGUUUUAUUUAAAUCCUUUUUUUACAUGAUUGAAUGUUGGUGUGCCCUGUACGAUCUGUGUCACUGUAAAGGAUUUCAAUCUUAAUAUUUUAGACGCUGGUGUAGGACGUGCUACAGUUCGAUGAGAGAGAAGUAAAACUAAUAUGUCGCAGUUGUGUCCAGGAGAGAUUUUGAUCAACGGUUUGUUGUCAAACUGACGGAGAAGGACGAAACGAAAAAGUGUUCGAAACAACCGAUCUUUUGUAUUUGCAAACGUUUUUUUGAUUGCAUUGAUAAAUGUAUUUCUCACAGGGUUUCUGUUCAGUCAAGUAAAUCAUCUUAAUCUUUAUUCAGUAAGAAAUUAGGAUUUUGAUUUCAAACCUACGUAUCUUUAGAUUUCGUGCGAUGCCUUUAAAAGCAGUAGAUUUGUAAACUUAUUUUAUUUCCACUGUUCUUCCACCUUCAGUCUCUGAAGUAGCUCUGACGCUGCUCUAUCGGUUGUAUUUCUAUGUUACACUAGUACAAACACUGAAGGGUGUCGCGGCUCGGUCUGACGCCGCUGACCCCGCUGUCUGUCUGCGGUCAUGCUUUGCUGAACCUUUAUUAUCGUCGGGGACAAUGGACGCCGAACACGAGCUCCCGUUAACCCGAGAGGUCGAUCUGGACUGAGAGUGAGAUGGCCACGUGACGCCGAGUCCAUCCCGAGUCCAAACAUCAACGUUUUUUAUUGAACUGAUGUGUUGACGAAGCCAAACAUCUGGAAUAAAUCACAGAUGUGUGAAGACGACCACCCCAGAAAAAUGGAGGUUCUUUUAGAAGAGGUUUUUACGACCUAUACUGCGGCCAUCCACCAGGGGGCAGUUGAGAUAAGGUGGCUUCACUAUCUCGGAGCCGUCAUGUCGUCCAUCUUCAUUUUCAGUCUAAGAUUUGCUUUUUUUUCACGAGAUCGAAGUAUUAAGUCAAAUGUUCCUGUCGUAUCACAGGACGACUUGAGCCCAACUAUCAUGUUAUACUGUUAUAUUUCCAUUUAUACUUUUUAUAAUGAUAUAUAUACAUUGUUCUUUAAAUACUAAAGACGUCUUCUUCAGUUGUGGAAUCACUCGUUCUGUCUCUGGGAGCGAUUCUGUGCUGCCGUCUCUUUGUAUCAUCCUUUAUUGAUUAAUCCUCUUUGGCUUCUUGAUCAGAAAACUGAUUCUUUUCAACUUCCUUUAAAAACUGAACUAAAUUUCUCUCUCGUGUUUCAUCGGGAGAAUUUUCAGAUUUUCAGUUUUACACGACGAACUGAAGCUGCGGUUUGUUUCUCUUGUUUUCACUCUGCUGCUCAAACUGAAACCUGUAACUCAGAUUUGUGCCAAACAAAGAAAAAGCACAAGUUUAACUAACGUGACGAGAAGCAGGACGUUUCAGAAGUUUCCGACUCUCAGAAAUACUUUGCUUUGGAUUUUUUUCAACGUAUUGUUUCUCGUUAUGAGUUAAAUAAAAGUGCACUUUGAAAUUCCAUCAUUUAAAUUUAGAGAUGUGUGUAAAAGAGCUUCGCCGACUGUUUUUAUUCUUCUCAUGAAAUCACACGACUGUUAAAUAAACAUUGUUUCACCCACAGAUGAAGUUUAGCAGAUUUUUAAAUGUAUGUAAAUGUAAAGUUUGUAGUUUUUAAACUUAUAACAAACUAUUAUUAUAUUAUAAUUCUG
Messenger RNA from Paralichthys olivaceus (Japanese flounder), 7335 nucleotides. RefSeq names its product ATP-binding cassette, sub-family C (CFTR/MRP), member 9 (gene abcc9). The record is from RefSeq and is a predicted model, not a curated record. Gene Ontology annotation, molecular function: sulfonylurea receptor activity; ABC-type transporter activity; ATP hydrolysis activity. NCBI's taxonomy places the organism in Eukaryota, Metazoa, Chordata, Actinopteri, Pleuronectiformes, Paralichthyidae. Gene Ontology annotation, biological process: transmembrane transport; potassium ion transport. Gene Ontology annotation, cellular component: membrane.